UGAGGCGCUUGUAGGUUCCGCUGUGAUUAUGAACCCACAUCAGCGAGUGACCAAAUUGAGAUAAAGCUCUCACACUGGAUACGAAGCUUCCAUUUCUGUCUCCUUGAGGUUAGGGCUUUUAUCACACCCCACUGACGCUCGACGGCCGUCUUUUCUCCAAAUUGUGGCAUAAUGUGUGACCAAGUCUCCCCUGCCUAAUCGGUUACCCUAAGCAAUCACAUGAUCUGAGUUUGGCUUGUGGAAAAUGACUGAAACUAGGUCAUGAUGAUUCUACAAUCUGCUUGCAACUGCACAAUUCACUUCAGUCGUAUCCCYUCAUGAGUAGGAUGAAGCAAAGAGAACAACCCAAAGUCCCUUGCCAAAUGGAAAUGGAGGUUGAUAGAAUCAGCAACUUACCAGGGCAUAUUGUCGACAAAMUUUUGUCCCUUUUAACACUAAGGGAUGCAGUAAGGACUAGCAUAUUGUCAAGUAAGUGGAGAUACAAGUGGCUGAACCUUACAAGUCUUGUGUUUGAUAAUCAAUCUGUGCUAGUAUCUUCCCAAGACCCAACAAUCAUUAAAAAUAAGAUGGUUAAGAUUGUUGAUCAUGUCCUCUUACUUCAUAACGGUCUGAUUMACAAGUUCAAGCUUUCUCACCGAGACCUCCAAGGUGUUUGUGACAUCGAUCGAUGGAUUCUCUUUCUUUCACGAGGGUCUGUUAAAGAAUUUAUCCUUGAGAUAUGGAAGGGUCAACGCUACAAGCUACCUUCUUCGUUGUAUUUGUGCGACAAGUUAUCUCAUUUAGAGCUAUUUAACUGUUUGUUAAAACCUCCUUCAGCUUUCAAUGGAUUUAAGAUCUUAACCAGCCUUGAUCUUCAACACAUUACAAUGGACCAAGAUGUUUUUGAGGAUCUGAUAUACAGGUGCCCAUUACUCGAGAGGUUAACAUUGAUGAACUUUGAGGGAUUUGCCCAUCUCAAGAUUCAUGCUCCAAAACUUACUUUCUUCGACAUUGGAGGUGUCUUUGAAGAUGUCAAUUUCGAGAACACCUUCCAUCUCUCUACUGUUUCCAUUGGGUUGUAUGUCAAUGUUGGCAAUGAUCACGAGCCUACUAUUGGAACUACGAGMAAGUUGAUCAAGUUUUUUGCUUCUUUGCCAAGUAUUCAAAGACUCGAGGUUCAAAGUUUCUUUUUAAAGUUUCUAGCAGUUGAUAUGGUGCCAAGGAGGUUGCCUACUCCGUGUAUGGAACUGAAUUAUCUGUCACUACGUGUAAAUUUCAAUGACAUGGACGAGUGUCUGGCWGCUCUUUGCAUUCUUAGGAGUUCACCCAACCUUCUGGAGCUAGAAAUGUUGGCACGACCAGACGAACAGCCUGGUCCAAGAGCAGUUACGAAGAACUUGAUGGAAGAAGACUACCAGAAUUGCUUUUUUAACCAGCUACGGUUUGUGAAAAUUGCUGGGAUUUUUGGGGUUCCGAGAGAGCUGAAUUUUAUCAACUUUUUGCUUGGGAAUUCGCCAAUACUGGAGAGGAUGACUGUUAAGCCUGCUUCUCAAGAGGGUGGGUGGGAGUUGAUGAAAGAAUUGCURCGGUUCAGACGAGCUUCUGUACAUGCCGAAAUCAUUUAUCUGGAUCCAUAAUUCAUCAAAGUACAGCGCUGUUUGAUGCUUCUUAAUUGUAUUAUAAGUAUGUUGGGUGAAACAACCAGUUUGUGUAGUCCUUUUAACCUAAAGGGUUUGGCAGAGAACAGGUGUGGCUCUGAAAGAUGCUGAUGGAAUGACUCAUGGGGUCUUUUAUAUGCUAAACAACACUGAGCUCUGAUUCUAAUAAUAAUCAGCUUUAAAAAUAA
Messenger RNA from Cynara cardunculus var. scolymus (artichoke), 1825 nucleotides. RefSeq names its product F-box/FBD/LRR-repeat protein At1g13570-like. The coding region runs from base 318 to 1616 and encodes 432 amino acids. Gene Ontology annotation, molecular function: protein binding. The transcript is spliced from 5 exons. Lineage: Eukaryota; Viridiplantae; Streptophyta; Magnoliopsida; Asterales; Asteraceae. The record is from RefSeq and is a predicted model, not a curated record.